Molecule: messenger RNA, 1800 nt
Organism: Oncorhynchus mykiss (rainbow trout)
Lineage: Eukaryota; Metazoa; Chordata; Actinopteri; Salmoniformes; Salmonidae
Source: RefSeq, a predicted model, not a curated record
AUGCGGUGCCCCACCCUGCUGGCCCUGCUGGCAGGGGUCAUGCUAUACCUGGUGAUAGGGGCGCUGGUGUUCCGGACCCUGGAAAGCCCCCAGGAGAGCAAGGAGCACGAGAAGCUGCUCCGUACCACACGUGACUUCCUCCAAAACCACUCCUGUGUCACCGCACAGAACCUCAGCGAUCUCAUCAUGAACACAGACCCCAGAUGUAGCCCUAGUCUGUCUGUUCUGUCUCUGUACUGUCAGAGUGUGGUGAAGGCUGUGGAGGCGGGCCUGGAUGUCAAACACAGCUCCACCAACUUCACUAGCAGGUGGGACCUGGCCAGCGCCUUCUUCUUCUGUGGUACCAUCAUCACCACCAUCGGGUUUGGCAACCUGUCUCCCAGGACCAAAUGGGGCCAGCUGUUCUGUGUGUGUUAUGCCCUGGUAGGGAUCCCUAUGUUUGGUUUCCUGCUGGCUGGUGUCGGGGACCACAUGGGGACGGGACUGAGGAAGGCCGUGUGGAAGAUGGAGACACUCUUCCUGAAGCGGCGGGUCAGUCCCACUUAUGUGCGGGUCAUGUCUGCUGUUCUGUCCAUCCUGAUUGGCUGUCUGAUCUUCCUCGCCGUGCCAACGCUGGUGUUUAAGGAAGUGGAGGACUGGUCCUUUCUGGAGGCGCUCUACUUUGUGGUCAUCACCCUGACCACGGUCGGCUUCGGAGACUAUGUAGCAGGUGCUAACCGGCGGGACGGAGAUCUGUUUAAGCCCCUGGUGUGGCUCUGGAUAGUGUUUGGCCUGGCUUACUUUGCUUCCAUACUCACCAUGAUCGGCAACUGGCUGCGGGUGCUGUCCAAGAAAACACGUGCUGAGAUGGAGGAGUUGAGGGCCCAUGCUACAGACUGGACACAGAACAUCCAGAACAUGUCCAUGGACUUCCGGAUCCCCAACCCUCUGGAACUCAACGACCCCUUCCUGCUGCAGCGGCGCCGCUGGAGACGCAGCACCCGGCAACGGGUCCGCAGGGGGGCGCUGGGGCACCGCGGCAGGCAGGGCGCCAUAGAGGAGAACGGACAUCUGCCCAAUAGGUGGGUCACACGCUCCAUGACCCGUCUGGAGGUCGUGAGGUUAGGGGGGGGUGAGGUUAGGACUGAAGGGGUGAGGUUAGGACCAGGGAGGGGGCUAGGGGUAGGUUUGAGGGCAGAUUGCAGGGUCAAUGCGAGGUCAGAGGGCCGGACGGUUGCGAGGUCACUGUCGAUGCCUUCGGCACGCUCCGUGAUGGAGUUAGACUAUGACCCUGAUCCUGUUGCGAUAAUGAUGAUGCCAUGGGAGUCGGGCUCUGUGUCCGAGUCUCCAGAGUCUGACUCCAGAUCAGUUGUCUCCUCCUCUGACUCUCACACCUCUGACAUGUGUAUGCCAGGGCGGAGGAUGCCUUUUGCUAGUUUUGACCCCAGUGGGUCUCUCUGUACUGAACAGAGGGGACGCCAUGGAGGAUCCAGGCUGGUAUAUUUCAAGGAGGAUGUCCGGUUCCCUGUGCCUCUCCGGCAACAACCCAACUCCACCAUGCCGCUCCCCAUGCCGCUCCCCAUGCCCCCUUUGCCCACCCCGCCAGGCUGUAAGAUGCUAGAUUUCUUCGGGGAGAACUUGGCCUACAUCGACGAGUCGUCGGACACGCUAAGUGACCGGAACCAGACGGUUGAGGGAGGUGUCAGUCCUCGUCCGCGGAUACACCGCAUGAGGAGGCAGCUGAAGGAGAGGAGGGACAGCGACAUGCAGCCCCCCUCUAACCCGCCGACUCCUCCCCCUCUUUCCCAUCUCAGAGACUGA